AGCCGUCAAUCCUAAUGAUCCCGGCCGAGUGUGACAUGCAGCAGGACGUCCGAUAGGGUGUCCAAGUCUGCAGUUUGGUGUGGGCGUUUAACAGCAAAAACAUCCAGAAAAAUCUUCACUGUAAGUGAAUAAUGUGAAAAGCGAAUCGGCCGCUGUUUGUUAUAGGGUCAGAAAUGACUGCGAUGACCUUCCAGGAUUAGGGGAUCCUGAUAAUGUGCGGGAAUAAAAAUGGCAGCGAGUGGAGGCAAUCGCCAAAUGCCAGGACAGGACGGAAAUGCAAGCCUGAGGAAGAAGUGGCAGGAAUGGGCCGACAACCACAGGCAGUACCAAAGGUCCAAUCCUUUCAGCGGCUCCCACGCGGUCACUCUGCGCUUGCAGAGAGGGGAUGAAGAAUACGGGCGUCCCAAAAAGGGAUCCAAAACAGACCAGAGAGGUAAAGACGCACAUACCCACAUCGGGAAAGAAGUCGAAGAGUUGCUUUAUGUUAUUAGAAGGUACGGAGAAGCCGGGCCAGGCGGGAACAUCUGCAUAACUUUCGGGAGAUUGUUUGAUGCCUACGUGACAAUUUCCAAUAAAGUGGUGGGAAUCCUGCUACGAGCGAGAAAACACGGUCUGGUUCAUUUUGAAGGGGAAAUGCUUUGGCAAGGAAGGGAUGAUCGCGCUCUCAUCACGCUGCUUGAGUGAAGAUAGAUUUGUGGGAAAUGAGACUUUGUGAAGUUGCACUUUUUGAUUGUGGUUGCACUGCAGUGAAGCUACGCAUAUUUUAAGCCUUAUUUUGAAAAAAAGACUCGACACAUCAAAAUCUGAUUGUAUUUAUGACCUGAAAUGUGAAUCUGUAGCAAAAGAAACAAAUGUUUUCAACUAUGUACAGAAUAUAUUUUCCAAUGCAAACAAACUAAUGCGGAUGCUGCUAAGAUAGAAUUGGAAAAUGCUGGAAACACCCAGCGGGUUUGGUAAUAUCUAUGAAAAAGAAACAGUAAAUGUUUCGGGUCAAUGACCUUGAAAGUAUUGUAAGAUUUGCCAAAACCUGCCGGCAGUAAUGUAUAGAAUCAAUAAAGGUUUACUGUACCAA
This is a messenger RNA of Hemiscyllium ocellatum (epaulette shark), 1072 nucleotides long. Its product is annotated as actin-binding Rho-activating protein-like. The transcript has a single exon. Gene Ontology annotation, molecular function: actin binding. Gene Ontology annotation, biological process: positive regulation of Rho protein signal transduction. Bases 229 to 684 code for a protein of 151 amino acids. NCBI's taxonomy places the organism in Eukaryota, Metazoa, Chordata, Chondrichthyes, Orectolobiformes, Hemiscylliidae. The record is from RefSeq and is a predicted model, not a curated record.